UCUCAAAACUACGAAAUUGGUGUGUUUAGCUUGCAUGCCAGGAAAUUGGUUUCGGUUUCUCCAGUUCGGAUAGAGGUUUCGAAAAAACUAUUUGCUUUAAAGAAAAGCUUAUAAGAAUGGUGAGAAGAUUGUUGAUAUCUGAUGUAUCUCCUGGAGAACAAGAUUGGUCUUGUAAGGUAUGUGUUGUAAACAAAUUGGAUGCCCAAGACUCCGAAACCACGCCGGGUAAUAAGUACAGACCAAUUAUUCUUCAAGAUGAAGCAGGCUACAAAGUUCAGGCAAUGACGUAUGCAAAUGAAAUUGACAUCUUUGAUAAUAAGUUAAGUUUGAAUGCAACAUACAUUAUCACGGAUGCAAUUGUAUCAAUUCCUAGAGGAAAGCUUGUGCUUCCGGAUGAAAGAUACAACUACCUCUGGACUUUAAAUAGAAAAUGUACUGUAGCUGUUGUUCCUGAUGAUGAUGGACUCCAAGUUAUGCAAGAACCAAAAAUAGAUGAGAUUUCAUUUUCUCAUUUUCACAAGUACAUUAAUACAGAGCAAAAAAUCAGUGUUAUGGCUGUUGUUAUACACAAGCUGCCAAGGAAGCAUAUUGAUUCGAAAAAUAGAAAAAUUGAUGCUGCAGAUAUCGUGUUGGUGGAUGAACAAUGA
Molecule: messenger RNA, 647 nt
Organism: Ipomoea nil (Japanese morning glory)
Lineage: Eukaryota; Viridiplantae; Streptophyta; Magnoliopsida; Solanales; Convolvulaceae
Exons: 5
Coding region: 117-647 (176 amino acids)
Source: RefSeq, a predicted model, not a curated record